CCUUCAAAACAGAUCAUGGACAUGAAGCAAUUUCAGAUAAUCAACCGCUUCCCCGGAAUGAGCGAGAUAUGCAGGAAAGACUCACUGGCGCGGAAUAUGAACCGAAUGUUCAAGUUUUUCCCCAAGGAAUACAACAUCUUCCCACGGACGUGGAGUCUACCUGCUGACUAUGAGGAUUUCCAGGCAUAUAGUCGCAGAAGAAAAGGAGAGACCUAUAUCUGUAAGCCAGGCAGGGGCUGCCAAGGCCAAGGUAUUUUCUUGACGUGCAAUGCGGAUGACAUCAAGCCUGAAAAACCCAUGAUCUGUCAGCAGUAUCUCGAAAAGCCAUUCCUGAUAGAUGGAUUUAAAUUUGACCUUCGUAUUUAUGUCCUUGUCACUUCUUGUGACCCUCUGCGCAUUUUCAUCUAUAACGAGGGUAUUGUGCGGUUUGCGACCACCAGCUACACCAAACCCAACAGCAAAAACCUGGAUAAUGUCUUUAUGCAUCUGACCAACUAUGCAAUUAACAAACACAGUGCAAACUUCAUCAGAGAUGACGUGAAAGGGAGUAAAAGAAAACUUUCAACACUGAGAAGUUGGCUGGAAAACCAUGGGUACGAUACAGUGAAAAUAUGGAGUGAGAUCGAUGAUGUCAUCAUCAAGGCCCUGAUUUCCAUUCAACCGAUCUUGAAGCGCAACUAUCAGACAUGCUUUCCAUACUGUGCUGGUAGCAACUCCUUCGAGAUCAUCGGCUUUGACAUCAUUCUAGACCAAAAGUUGAAGCCAUGGCUCCUAGAGGUCAAUCACACUCCAAGUUUUACCACAGACUCACGGUUGGAUCACGAGGUCACAGAUGCACUGCUGCAGGACACCCUUAAUAUUAUCAGAAUCCGUGCCAGCGACAAAAGACAAGUUAUUGAGGAAGAGCGCAGAGUUAGAGAGCAUUCAAUACAAUCCAAGCUCCCGAAGGUAGCAAGGAGACAGGGAUUGGUGAAAACCCAGACAUCUUGGCUGGAGCAGGUAGAAAAGUAUGAGGACAGUCACCUUGGAGGCUACCGACGGAUCUACCCCAAUGACAAAGCUGAGCAGUACGGGAAAUUCUUCAAACCCGGGAGUUUAGUGUUCAAGCAAACUGCAACUUCCAAAGCAAGAGCGGAGUGUGUCAGGAAGCAAUUGGAAGAGUUUAAUCAAAAGCAAGAGCCAAAGCGCGUUCCCUUUGGAAUGAGCCAGAGAUUAAAUCCGGAUGCUGUCCGAGGAGAAUCAGCGAGUGAAAAGCCUGUCACAUAUCACGUACCAACGAGGCCAACUUGUCCUCCUCCUACUAACAUUAGGAGUAUGGAAAGAAAGCUACGCUUUAUCCGCCCACCGGUACUGUGUCAGGAAUCAGAAACUGUAACUGUUCUCCCGUUGCCUGAUUUGAGAUCGAGGCACACGACAUCAUUUCCCAGUGCUCACACUGCUCCCAGCCAUCACUCCAACAGGGAUGUGCCACAGUUGUCCAGACUGUUUCAGCCAGGAAGAGCAGCACCUCCAUCUUCCCAGCAUCCUGCGGGGAGACAAAUACACCAGAGAGUCGUGCAAAACGUCCGGGCAACUGCUGCCGUCAGUGAGCCAGUUAAACAGCCGGCACGUGACAGCCAGAGGAGUCUCUCCGGUGCCCGAACCAAGGCUGCACAGAGUAAGAACAUUUAUUUAUACAAAUAUUCAGUUUGA
Messenger RNA from Spea bombifrons (plains spadefoot toad), 1692 nucleotides. Its product is annotated as tubulin polyglutamylase ttll6-like. Gene Ontology annotation, biological process: microtubule cytoskeleton organization; protein polyglutamylation. Gene Ontology annotation, cellular component: cilium. Gene Ontology annotation, molecular function: tubulin binding; tubulin-glutamic acid ligase activity. The record is from RefSeq and is a predicted model, not a curated record. Bases 16 to 1692 code for a protein of 558 amino acids. The transcript has 10 exons. NCBI's taxonomy places the organism in Eukaryota, Metazoa, Chordata, Amphibia, Anura, Pelobatidae.